Messenger RNA from Pediculus humanus corporis (human body louse), 893 nucleotides. RefSeq lists its product as uncharacterized. The transcript is spliced from 4 exons. The record is from RefSeq and is a predicted model, not a curated record. Lineage: Eukaryota; Metazoa; Arthropoda; Insecta; Psocodea; Pediculidae. The annotation marks the transcript as partial.
AUGAUCCCGUUGGUGGAACUCAAAUUUGUAAAAAUUGGGGUUCAGGAGGACAAUUUAAGGUCUGCGAAAUUGCAUGCAAAUCGGGAUUAAAAUUUUCUCAGGAUAUUCCAGCUUUUUAUACGUGUGGGGCUGAAGGAUUUUGGAGACCGACUACAAAUCCAAGUUUACCAUUAGUAUAUCCUGCGUGUUCAGCUGCAAAACCGGCUCAAAGAGUUUUCAAAAUCAAUAUGCUUUUCCCAAGUUCUGUACUUUGUAACGAAGCAGGUCAAGGCGUCCUUAGGCAAAAAGUACGGAAAGCCGUCAAUUCCUUAAACAGUGAUUGGAAUUUCUGUUCUUACUCUGCAGAAGUUACAAAAGAAUGUAGAGACCUUGAUAUUGUUGUUAAAUGUGAUCAUCGUUUGAGAAAUGGCCGGGUAUUGGAUGACAGUAAAGGUUCCCACGAAUCAAAUGACGUCUUAUCCGUAGAAAGGCUUAGUCGUCAAGUAAGACAAGCAAGUGAUACAUACAGCGUAGAAAUUUCUUUCCCUGCUGCCAGUGAUCCAGUAAUUAAUACAAAUUCUAACGAACGAGCCAACGUACAAAGAUUGCUAGAAAAACUUAUUCUCGAAGAGGAUCAGUUUGAUGUUCAUGAUAUUCUUCCAAAUACUGUUCUUGAUCCAUCGUCACUGAAGCUUGAAUCCGAUUAUGCCUGUCCAGUUGGCCAAGUAGUGAUCGCUCCCGAUUGCGUCCCAUGUGCUGUAGGCAGUUAUUAUGAUCAAAACACUAAAACGUGUUUACCUUGCCCAAUCGGAACAUAUCAAAGUGAAUCCGGGCAAACACAGUGUUCUACUUGUCCCAUCAUUGCCGGACGACCUGGGGUUACAGUUUCUCCGGGUGCACGUAGCGCGGCUGAC